AACCACCAUGUUCUGGAGUCAGCCUCACAAAGUUAGCAACCACAUCUUUGCUGAUGGAGGAUACUUUACCCAGGGGUUUUAAGCACACAGUUCCUGCACAAAGCUGUAUCAGUAAAUACCUCAUCACUGCUGUGAACGAAAACCUCACAAUUGCACUUUGGCUGCAGUGGUCUCAUCUUGCAGGACAGAAGAACAAUAAUCCAGCAUCAGAUGUCUGUUUGGGGGAUUUUGUUAAUGUUUAUGAUGGCAACACUGAAUCCUCACCACUGUUAUUUUCAACAUGUCACACAAACAAUCAGCCAGAUCUUUUAGGUGAAACUAGAGUCAUUGGGACAGGAAACAAGAUGCUGGUAUUAUAUGAGAGUGAUGAUGUUGCAGAUUCUAAUGUUGCUCGAAUAAUCUACUAUGCAGUGCCUA
This is a messenger RNA of Candidula unifasciata, 417 nucleotides long. The record is from the annotation of a GenBank genome assembly. Lineage: Eukaryota; Metazoa; Mollusca; Gastropoda; Stylommatophora; Geomitridae.